This is a messenger RNA of Penicillium salamii, 5958 nucleotides long. The record is from the annotation of a GenBank genome assembly. NCBI's taxonomy places the organism in Eukaryota, Fungi, Ascomycota, Eurotiomycetes, Eurotiales, Aspergillaceae.
AUGGAAAUGGAUUCCCUUGCGAAGAUCAAGAAACUUAAAAAAUGGCUGAGUCCAACGGACUCAGAUUCACCCACAAGCGAGUUCAGGCGACACCUUCACUCGCAUGUCAAAGACACCGGUGAAUGGAUAUUCGAGACUGAACAAUAUCGUGAAUGGAGCAUGACCGACUCGACAGGGAAUCUUUGGAUUCGAGGAAUUCCUGGCUGUGGUAAGUCGGUGGUCGCGGCGAAUUUAGUCGGCCGGCUCCAAGAUCUGGAUGAUGCUCCAGUUCUCUUUUACUUUUUCAGAGAAAUCAUCGAAACAAACGGCCCUGCUGAGCUCGUGCGAGACUUCUGCGAAAAACUACUGGCUAGCUCACCUGGUCUUCAGUCCUCGCUAGAGAAAUUGCGCGCAGACUUCUCCGCAGUCGAGUCCGUCCCUUUCGAUCAGCUCUGGGAGUGCUUGGCAACAGCUUUACGAUCAAUGGAGCGAGUAUAUUGUGUUGUCGAUGCUUUGGAUGAAAUGAGGCAUGGACACGGAAGAUGGCUGGAACAGCUCCUUGAUCUGGGUCGACAGUCUCCUCGUUCAAUCAAGAUUAUCACUACAAGCCGGCAAGUUCCCCAGGUGGAGAAAUAUAUGCAGGGUACUUCCAUUGUCGAUUUACGCCUGGAUCGUCUACAUGUUGACCACGACAUUUCUGUUUUUAUCAAACGGCAGCUAAAGGACGCUCAACUGGAGCUGGAGUUGCCGGAGAUCGACAAUAUUGCCAAGGCGAUCUGCGAGCAGGGAAAAGGUUUAUUUUUAUACGCAAGACUGAUGCUCGAUGAGCUGCUACUUCACCCCAAAAACAUCCACACUCGUGUUCACAGUCUCCCCGAUGGCCUAGGCGAUUUAUACACCGGCCUUUUACGUGAAUGGGUCGCACGGUCAGGAACAUCCGCCCGAUUUCAGAAACUCAUCUUGGAAUGGGUCACUCAUGCUGGCCGACCAUUGCGCAUGCUCGAACUCGCAGAUAUGGUUGAAUCUUUACCCGACCGUGGAGGGCUGACACCAGGAUGCAAUGUGAAAGAUGCUGUGAGAACAGCAUGCGGACCUGUGCUUGAAGUCUGCGAGGACGGGGCCGUGCAGGUAAUCCACCACUCUCUGACGGAGUUUGUCCUCAAUCGUGAUGUUGAGCAUACCCAAAUGUCAAGUCUUAGUCGUGACCAUGCCGCAUUCGACUCUACUGCCGUCCAUUCUACGAUGGCCCAGACCUGUCUUCGAUAUCUCACCAGUGGCCCUUUGCGGGAAUGGAAACUCGGACAGCAUUCAGAAGACCGAAAGGAUCAGAGAAAGUCGCUUUUCCUGAAGUUUUACUUCCUCCGUUAUGCCGCUGAACAUUGGGUUUUCCAUGUUUCCAAUUCCAAAGACCUCAACAAGGACCUCAUCCAAACUUUGGAAAAUUUCUAUCAGAACGGUAGUGAUUAUCAGGCGUGGAAUGAAAUUUGGAGGGUUUCUCGAGACGAUUUACCUCAUCCAUGUUCUGUCUUGCAUGUCGCCGCUUACUCUGGACUGGUAUCACUUGCCAACCAUUUGCUUUCACAGGGCUCAUCGUCAAAUGAUGCAGACAAAGUUGGUCACACACCGUUGGUAUACGCAGUUAUGAAAGGUCAACAUGAGAUGGUCAGCUUGCUACUGGGACACGGCGCUUCUCACGACGUCAAAGUGCAGUGGAACGAAAACAUACCUCGAUGUCACAUCAUUCCUUAUGCCUGCAAACUGAACCACGUCGACGUGGUACGUGCCCUCAUUAAUGGAGGCGUAGACCCGAUGGCCCAUGCUACCAUUGGUGGUGGAACCACACAGCGAUUUAAAUUCGGCGUUUGGGAUAUCUAUAGUGGCCCAUAUUAUUGGAGCCCCCGCAAGGAUGUCACGGCUCUUGCAUCUGCUUGCGAAAAGGGAUGUACUGAGGCUGUUCUCGAGUUGAUCAGCCUUGUUGAUCCUCCUUCCCUUUACAAAGACAAUCUCCUACACAUCACUGCGGAAAAGGGCAAACAUGAGAUUCUCUCCGCUUUGUUAAAGCAUGAGAACGUUCAAUUGACCAUCAAUGAUCCUGAUGUGUACGGCGACACACCAAUUUACCUCGCGGCCCGCAAACGAAACGCGGCGGCAAUCCAAGUCUUGCUUAAUCACGGGGCGAAUCCUAGCAUCCUAUCGAUGAACAGGAACUUUCCCCCCGAGCCUCCUACACAGUUUGAAAGUUCUAUCGGGCCGAGACCCCCUCCAAGUUACACGCCUCUACAUGCAGUGGCGUUUGGAAUUCCGCGCGGGGGGCUUGACUUCGGAAAGGACGAAGAUAUACUCGCAUGCAUAGACGUGCUGCUUGGUGCCGGUUGUGAUAUUAACGCAGGAAAUUACAAAAAGCGCACACCGAUUUUUGAGUGGUCAAGUCUCCACUGGGCAGAUGAAGCAGAGAAGUUUGUUUCUGGUCUUCUUGAGCGUGGAGCUGAUGCCACAAUUGUUGACAUUGACGGACAAACGCCUCUACAUGCUUCAAAUCGUGCUUAUCCCAAAAUAGCCAAGAUUUUUGUUGAUGCCGGCUGUGAUAUCAAUGCACAAAGGAUCAGUGAUGGGAUGACAGUCCUGAUGCUAAAUGCAAACCAGCAAAAUCACCCUGAUCCGGCCGCACUUCACGAACUAGGAGCAGAUUUCGAACAACAAGACUGGCUAGGCAAUACAGCUCUCCAUCACAAUUUCAAGCGAAGUCUCGCUGGAAGCAAUUGUCAUGCUGAUGAGUGGUUGUCCAAAUCGAACCUAUACAUACGGAAUUACCUCGGCCGGGCGCCUCUCCAUGAACUGCUAUAUCAAGAAAAUGGAUUACGCGACGAUAAAAACGACCGUCAACUUGAGUGGCUUCAAUCUCUUGAUGGGAUGCUCAAGCGCGGUGUCUCACUCGAAGAGAAAGACGGGUUUGGACGUACAGCCCUGCUGGUCGCACUCUUGAGUGACACGUCCAAUCCUCUAAAGCUCGUUAAAGAGCUUUUGCAGCGAGGAGCCAAUGCUCAAGUAGCAGACUCUAAGGGCAGGACAGCUUUGCACUAUGCCUUCCAGCCAUCCUACAAAUUAUACUCGGAUAAAGAUGACAGCAGGCGGGAGCUGGCUCAACUGCUUAUCGAACAUGGAGCGAGUGUUCAAGCAACCGAUCACGAUGGGAACAGCAUCUUCAAUCACUUCAUAAAGAACCAGGAAAUUGUCAAAAGACGUGACUGGACCAGGUACGAAAAGCGUGCUGAAACAAUCAUAGAACUCGGAGUACCCUAUCUCAAAGCCAAUAACCAAGGAAGAACUGCCUUGCAUGCCGCUUCCGAGGUCGAAGAGGACAUAGGUUCCAGCCCUAUAAACCCCAGGACCCGGCUAGAGUUUCUCUCUCAGUCGUCACUCCACUUGAACAUCAACGAGGAAGACAAUCUUGGAAUCACCCCGCUUCAUUUAGCGGCCUCUGCAUCAGAUAUCAAUGCGCUGACGUUGAUUGAGCAUGGUGCUAAUAUUAAAGCAAAAGAUAAAUCAAUGCGCACGCCCCUGUCAUUCGCUGCAGAAGCAGGGCAAAGCAACGUGGUUGGUUUGCUGCUGGAGCUAUAUCACAACGACCCUGCGCUGGUCAAUCAUCAGUGCAUCAAGAGGCGAUCUGCUUUACACGAAGCGUCUCGUUCCGGCAGUCCUGAAAGCGUUAAGCUGUUACUCGAUGCUGGGGCGGAUCCUUUGCUCCCUGAUGAGCGGGGCCGAACAGCCUUGCAUGUGGCCGCCGAAUUCGAAUCAAGAACUGGUCCCCAAAAAGCGGAGUCUGAACAUCUCUCUGGACCACCCUUGCUAGAAAGCUUACAGUAUAGUGGGCGGCCGCGCGAGGAGAAGGAACGAGACGCUGUGUCUCGAAUGGGUGUUGGAAUCGCCUCCGACGAUGGUACCAGGUGCAUCAGAGAGGUUGUUCGACUAUUACUAGCUGCUGGCGCACGGCCUGCCCAAAUUGACAGAAAUGGCCACCGGCCAUUAGACGUGGCUGUGAUGCUUGGAUGUGCUCCAGUUGCCGACGAGCUGAAAAGGAACGAUGUUGAAUGCUCAAUCAAAUCAUUGGAUCCCAUUGGGGAGUCACUUCUGCUCUUGACCGAUGCUCAAAUCAAGGACAUGGUCGAUUCGACCGAACUACCUGAGAACCAUACUCAAUUCCUGGAGCGACUUUUUGCGACAGGAAAUGAGAGUUUGGUUGAGGAGUUUGUUCGCACCAAACAACUGAAAUUGACCCACACUGAUGAGGAUGGGGAUAAAUGCAAAAAACGUGGCAUUUUUCUGCUUCCACGCCUGGGACUGACCUCCAUGUUAGCACGAUUGCUGCCAUAUCUCGAGGACAUCGCCAAUGCCAUUCCGGAUCUUUUGGAUCUUGCCGCUCAACGGUCUUCUUCCAACCUGGAGAUGGUAAAAUUCCUGAUCCAGCAAAUCCCGAGAGAGAACAGAGAUAUUCUGGCAGCCUCGCUAAGUAAGCUCUGUGCUGGUAAGCGGUGGUGGCAUUCCAAGGCGGUUGUCCUCCUGCUUGAGAGUGGUGUCAGCCCCAACGCUCGCGUCAGCGACCGUGGUGAAUAUGCAAUUACAAAUGCACUGGCCGUGUCUGAAUGUGGCAGCAUGCGUCGUCACAAAUGGGGUGCUGAGAUUCUUCGAAUUCUGCUCAAGUACGGUGCUGACCCCAAUUGCAAAAAGGGUAAAUACGGUUGGACACCUUUUCACACUGCUGUCGCAACUGGUGCUGAUCUCGAAACAAUCACUCUUCUUCUGGAGCACGGAGCUUCGAUGGGUACGGAAAGUGCUAGUUCACUUAAUGCUGCGAUUCGGGAAAGCAACCUUCCAUUGAUAGAGCUUUUGUUGAAAGCUGGUGCCGAUGCAAAUGGCGCAGACGACCCCCAAAAUAUUCCCCUCCUACAAAAGGUAUCCUGCCCAAACACUGGAAAUGAAAUUCGAAGUGAGCACGAGGCAAUCAUGUCUUUUCUCCUUCGAUAUGGCGCCGACCCCCUUCGAUCCAUUGAAAACGGAUCCACCACAGUGUUUCAUAAACUCUGUGGCGCUUAUUACGACCCUCCGCUUGGGCCGAUUUUGGCGAUGGGUAUAGACAUCGAUAUUAGAGAUAGCCAGGGUCGCACUGCCCUCAGCAACAGCCAGAAAGUUCAUAUGGCUGUAGCGCUGAUUGAAGCUGGAGCCGACAUCCACGCCACUGACCAUGCUGGGUGCACUGCAUUGUAUCACGCGGCCGACAAAGGAAGACCAGAUAUCAUUAUCGAGCUCUUGAAACGAUCGGCUGCAGUGGAUAUAGUUACAAACGACGGGUUCACACCAUUGACUCGAGCUUUGGAUGCAUAUGGCGAUUGCUGCUCAACACAGCACUUUGCGACGCUGAACGCCUUGUUAGACGGGGGAGCGAAUCCACUCAGUCUUCUACCAGAUGGAAGGUCGGCACUCCAUUGUUUAGCCUCCGCUCUACGGGAUUCAAGCAACAAGAACCGAGAGGCGCAGAUCGAAGAGGAUGGUGGUGAAGAUCAUUUCACCAUGGCAACCUUGUUAUAUCAACGAUUCCUCGAUGCGGGAUGCGACCGCAACGCUUGCGAUAACAACGGGGAAACCCCAAUCUUCCAUUAUGUGAGGGCACCAAAAUCUUACAGUGGAAGGGACUGGAUCGACUUUGCCCCGGUGCGUACGUCUCAUCCUGAUGAUUGGGCCCUCUUCAUUGCCACGCAUGAUGUUUCCAAAACGAAUCUCGCUGGAGAUACCCUGCUCCAUGCCAUUGCGCGUCGUGAAGAAAGCCCCUGUGAUUCAUCGGAUGACGAAAGCCUGCUUUUCAAGGCCUUGGUUGAUUUGGGACUCAACCCUAGGAAGGAAAACAAUCAGGGUGAAACAGCGUUGGAUAUCGCCGCGACUCAGGAAAAGACGGAAAUCCUGGAUUUGUUUGCGCGGAAGGAGUAG